Messenger RNA from Gadus chalcogrammus (walleye pollock), 6812 nucleotides. RefSeq names its product probable E3 ubiquitin-protein ligase HERC6. The transcript has 23 exons. Gene Ontology annotation, molecular function: ubiquitin-protein transferase activity. NCBI's taxonomy places the organism in Eukaryota, Metazoa, Chordata, Actinopteri, Gadiformes, Gadidae. The record is from RefSeq and is a predicted model, not a curated record. Bases 92 to 3103 code for a protein of 1003 amino acids.
AAUAUCCAAUAUGGCAACAGCACAAUGCGUUGCAACAAUGGACCUAUGAAGAAAGCCAGCUGGAUGCUAUUGGUUUAGUUCAAACUGGACGAUGUACAGGUGGAAAAACUGCUCCGAUGAACCAAACCAAGCUCGUUUGUCGUGGAGCAUCAAUGAAAACAUCACACUAAUUUGUUGUGGUGAGCAGCAUACUUUAUUCCUCACCAGCGAUGGCACAGUGUUGUCCUGCGGCCAAAACUCCAAAGGACAACUUGGUCGAAAUAGUCUCGAAGAUCUGACGAAGCCAGUACGUGUGUCAGGUUGUAGCAGAGCGGUGAGCUUGGCCUGCGGUCGGGACCACUGCCUCUCGCUGUCUGCAACUGGAGACCUGUACUCAUGGGGGGCUGGUGGCGAUGGACAACUGGGCGUUGGACGCAUAACGCCUGUGAUCCAAACACCAAGUCUGCUGCAUUUUCGUGUACCAGUAAUCCAAGUAGCGUGUGGAAACUCCCAUUCCUUGGCUUUGACGAAAGCCGGAGACGUCUUUUCGUGGGGCUCCAACAGUCACGGCCAGCUGGGGCUAGGGAAGGAUGUGUGCGUGCAGCCCUUUCCGGCCCUGGUGCUCUCUCUCACGGGGAUACCGGUUACCCUGGUGGCGGCCGGCGGGACCCACAGCCUGUUCAUCGCUCUCUCAGGCCUGGUCUACUGCUGUGGGAACAACAAACUGGGUCAACUGGGACUCAACAGAGUGGACGAGAAGGGUAGGUUUAGAAUUAUGCCAGUACCAUCCCUCAAACCAAUAGAGGUCGCCACUGCAAGCUGUGGCGCAGAACACUCAGUUGUCCUGACAAAGGAUGGGAAGGUUUUCACCUUUGGUGAUGGAAGCCACGGUCAGCUGGGCCAUCGUUCUACUGCCGGUGAACUCAUCCCCCGACAGGUCCAGGGCAUCGACGAACCCAUCGCACAGAUUGCAUGCGGCAGCCACCACACCUUAAUAUUGGGCUCAUCCGGCCACAUUUGGACCUUUGGCAGCAAGGUUAAAGGUCAAAGUGGGAGUGAUGGUUCUCUUGUACAAGUCCCAUGGACCACUGAUGGUGCAGCAGCUGUACCCAAUGAGUUGAAAAUAGCGGCUGGAUGGAACACAAACUUUCUCUACUCGGCCACCGAGAGUUGGACGAGGGACCGUCACUCGACCAUAAGGCGGUUUGAUGAAAAAAAACUACAAAAGUGGCAGGCGAUGGAAAUAGGCGAUCAGGAGGCUAUAGAGGAAAUACUGUCUAUGUUUGUUUCAAGUUCGAGCCUUGUUGCUGCUUUCGCAAAACCCAAUCUGUCUCCAUCGACUACAGGGGAAUUGAUUGCUGAUGUUGAGGCUGCUGCCAAGACUUUUGAUCACAUGAUGCAGAUUCCAUGGAUCAAACAAAGAAUCGAUUUUGCCAAUAUUAUCGAUCCUCUCCUAAAAGCAAAGCCUGUGCUGAAGUCCCCUGAUGUACUCCUGGUUCUUCUGACAUGUCCUCUUCUCCAAGAGGACCACAUAAAUGAGACCAUCCCCCUGGCUCACAUUAUCAGUGAGCUUAAUGAAAAGAUGUCCAGGUUAAUAAGAGGCUGUUGGUCUUCCCUGCCCCCUGCCAUCCUGACCAGACACAUUGCGGUGUUCAAAUGGUCCCUGUCCUACUUUCUCCGGAAUGAGUUUCUGGUGUCUCAUGACAAUAUGGUAAAAAUGGUGCUGGAGACCCUCAGGAUGCUCUUCAAGGCUAAUAAAGCGGGGCGGUCCCUGAAGGUUCCACUGAGUACUUUCUACAUUGACCAAAUAGAACACUUGUACGAUCCUGAUGUGGAUGUGGGCCUUUGGGCUGCAUGCUAUCAAAAGGAGGAGGAUGAGAACACACCAGCCAUAUUCUGCCGGUUUCCAUUUGUGUUAAAUCUCCCUUGCAAGUUGGCAGCCUUUAGCAUCUGCACAAUUUUUCUCAAGGAUAAACAACGUCUAGAGUUAUUUGUUUCCCAGGCAGAAAUUGACCGUAGUAUCUUGGAGAACCCUGAAGGGUUCCAGUUCAAACUGAGACAAACAAACCUUGUUGAAGAUACUUUCCGCCACCUGUCUUCAGCCGACCACUCUCUUUUCGAGAGCCAAAUCUAUGUGCAGUUCAAAGAAGCACUGGAACUGACAGAGAUCAGCAAAGAAGACUUCUUCAUCAACGUGUUCGAGGAGCUCAUGAACCCCGGUUCAAAUAUGUUCAUUUAUAACGAAGGCCAGACGCUAGCUUGGUUCCCGGCCCAGGUUGAACCGCCAAAAUUGGAGAAGUACUUCCUGUUUGGAGUUCUAUGUGGCAUUGCCUUGUACAACCACCACAUCAUCAAACUGCCUUUCCCAUUAGUUCUCUUCAAGAAGCUGGUCAACGUGAAACCAUCCUAUCAAGACAUGAAAGAAUUUCAGCCAGUAGUAGCAGAGGGUUUGCGUUGCAUUUUGGAAGACUACACCUCAGAGGACUUUGAGAAGUUGGACCUCAGCUUCAGGGUGGACUGGGAGGGCAGAGAAGUGGAACUCGAUCCAACAACAGAAGGGAAGCCUGUCUCAUUUUCCAACAAGAAAGAGUUUUUCGACGCCUACAUCAACUACGCCUUCAACCAAUCUGUAGAACCGGUGUUCGAGGAGUUCAAGAGGGGCUUCUUCAAGGUGUGCAUCAGAGAAGUGGUGGAGUUCUUCGAACCGAAAGAGUUACGAAGCUUGAUGGUGGGCCAGGAGUUCACUGACUGGAAUGUGAUGAAGCAGAACACGGUGUAUGCUGGAGGGUACACUGAAACACAUCCCAAUAUCUUAACCUUCUGGGAGGUAUUUGAAGAACUGACCGAGGACAAAAAGAAAGAUUUUCUCUUGUUCCUCACAGGUCUGGAUCGUGUACCCAUUAUCGGUAUAACAGAAGUAAAGAUGAGGGUGGCGAUCCUUCCCAAUUCCACAGAACUCCAUUUCCCAGAAGCCAUCCCCUGCCAAUCCAUGUUACUGCUACCCAACUACAGGAGAUAUCCCACCAAGAGGAGGCUAAGAAGCAUGCUGUCGGCUGCCAUUCGCUACACUAAAGGAUCCUGGAAGGACAAACUUAAUAAGUUUGGUCACACCAUAUAUCCGUAGAUUGGGUUUAUUUAUUUAGCAUUAAAGACGUUCAGUGAUUGAUUAUGUAAACACACAAUGGACCCUAUCUUGCAUCCGGCGCAAUUUACUUUCUACACUGACGCAUGUGUCGUUGCAGUUUGCAACUAGCGCAGAGCGUUCUUUUCCCUCCACCGCCACGCGCCUGUCAAUUAGGGAAUGAUCUUGCGCCCCAAGGGGCGGCUCGGCGAAAGGAGGAGGCGUGGUCUGGCGCAAACGUUGCGGGUGCGCGUGUGUGUUUGUGUAAAAUAAUUAAUGAAAGCGGCCGUGCGUCCAUCUGUUUAAACACACUCAAACUAAACACGUAACGCAUAAUACAGUCCAUGGCAAUGUAUAUUAACGAGGGGACACAUGCAUAUUAGGAACACAAGUCGAUAACGAUAAUACAUACAAUACUGGUAAGAAACAAAUUUUGUUAAUGUAUUGCGUAUAUCAUUAAAUAGAACCACAGUUACCGCAUCAUAUGAGUGUUACGUUUUCUUUGCCGAAAUUUAUUUGAGGACUCAGUGUGUCUGAAGUUGUGGAAGAAAACGCUAUUCCGUGUGUGAAUUAGGCCAUAUUAUUUGGCCAUAAACUGAGCCAUUUGAAGUUUGAAAUUAAUGUGCAUCUUUCUCAUCGGAGACUGCAAACGUUCUUUCAAAAUAACAACUCGUCAGACUCAAAUGCGCUCAUGGCUCUUAAAGGGGAUAGGAGAAGGGACUCUCAUUGGUUUAUUGCACGUUACGUCCAAACCACCGACUCGGAUCUGACGCCACGCCCACACUUCAAGCGUUUUAUUAUUUUGCUCGGUCGUUGGAGGAAAACAUGGACGCCACCCGGAAAGCUGUUGUCGCGGUAGCAUUGGCAGAGGACCAAGCGCUCCAAAAUAAGUAGGCUAUAGGCAGAGAUACGGACGCAGUAAGGUAUUGCAGUAAUACGAGUGAUUGAAAUUGCCAUUUAAACCACCAAAGUGGUCCGAGCACAAUGAAAACAGUUCAUACUUCAAGUCACACUGGGCGCAGCCAUCUUGAAUUCUGUCUCGGAAUUUUGCUCAGUCACCACUGAGUUCAACCGAGAUGGCGAGUUCACCGUCCGAGGAAAAGGGGCGUGUUUGUGCUUGUCGCUAGGCAACGUAGAUAGAUUUGCGCCAGGCGCAAGAGUCAUUUAUGCGCCGGUAAAAUAGCAACAUCGCCAUAGAACCGCCCACAAAGCUGCUUGCGCUUGGCGCUCCUCACUUGCGUUUCAGACCGUUAAAAUAGGGUCCUCUGUGUCUUUUCCGUUAUCAGAUCAGUACGUUUUGAGUUUCGGUACAAGUAAGGGUUGCAUUAUAACCCUUGCAUAAACAAAAAACAUGCCUUCAUGGCUUGUAGUUAGCUUUAUUCAUUUAUUUUACCUACAGGGCCUAUUUUACCUACUGCCUUUUUAAUAAUUUACAACCAAGUAUCACACCAAAAUGUAAUAUAGCUACAUUGGUCUUUAAAAUGGGUUUUGAUAACAUUUAUAGCAAGAAAUGUGAGUUUGAUUGUCGUAACCAAACCAAAUAAACAAAAUGUAAUUUAGCUACAUGGGUCCACCGCGGAAACUGUUUUUGGCCUAUUAUUUUCUAUAGGUCUGCUUCCACCACGUCACUUCACUAUAUGUGAAAACCAAAAAAGAUGGCUGACAUUUACUUUAUUCUCAUUAGAAAAUGCAAUAUUUUAAUAUGACUAUUACUUGAAAUGAUCACUGUCUGAGGGCUAGUUACGUUACUCCGAGAGAUGCAUUAUUGGUGAAAUCCAUAUGUGGGGUACGCUGGUAGCUUGAACAGCUUGGACAGAUUUGGUAGUGACUCAACUGAUAACCUGUAUACGAAAGCAAAAAACCAAGCUCAUUGAUUUAACAGGGCAGGAUUAUUCACACAACUCAUUAAUUGAUCAUUUAGGAGAUUCUUUUUGUUUCCGCACAGCCCUGGGAUGACUGGAGCAGUAAGGAACAGACACGGGCUAAGAGUGAUAUCAACUCGAGCACCACGUUAUUCUGCAUAUCACAAGCAUAGUGUAUUUCACUUGUAAUCUUCAUAUUCAAUGUUCUUCCAAUAACCUCAAAACACAUUCACCGUAAUUUACCGUAACAACAAUGCUCAUUCUAAUAACUUGGGUAUUUUCAGUCAUUUCGGAUAAUGAUUUAAACGGCUAACAUUUCUCUAAUUUCAAUGAAACAUUGACAAAAAACUGAAAACGAGAAUGUUUAUUGAAAUGUUUGGAUUCACAUUGAGAGGCUCAUUUGGCAUUUUCUUUAACAAAGGAUAUAGUGCUCAUUACGAUCAAAUAUACUUUCAUAGCAACCAAAAAACUGCCAUGAAAUUCAGAUUAAAAUGAUUCUCAAAAUAAUAGUUGAUAUCCCUGCACAUGCCCUUUUUCUGUGAAGUUCAAUAUUAGACAUUUUCAAGCAGCAUAGCAUUAUUCUAACCAAAUGCAUUUGUAAAAUAUAACUCAUGACCUAGUCGCUAUGGCACUGGAUUAAGAGAAUGUGACCUUACAAAGGAACCUUGUAGAAAACGGUAUUGUUGCUCUUGUGUUUCAAUUGUUAUUUGGCAAUAGUAUUGUAAGUAACAGGUGCAAAAGGGAACAGUUUGAACCCUCAUGUCAGUAGAAAGUAAUGGCAACAGGUCACCAACUGCAUACCAGGCAAAUUCAAGUUAUGGAAAUCGAAACUAUUGCUUUUCCAGUUAAAGUAGGAAGAAAAAGGCUUUUGACAAUUCAUUGGCCCCUCUUAACAACAAAAUUUGAAGCAUUUGUUAAGGCAAGUAUUAGAAAACAUACUUUCACCAUGCAAAAGGUGCAUGCAAUAUUAAGGCCUAUUAGUUCAAUCGAUAAUAAAGGCAGAUGCUGAUCAAAGGCAUAGAUCCGUGUAUAGCAUUAUAAAAAAAUACAAAAUAAAUAUGAGUGUGGCGUUGAAAUGAUGGAUACUAACUAAUACAUUGGAAAAGAGUAAGCUGUACUGUAUUGUUUUUUUCUUAAAAAUAUCCCCAUCCCUACAUAACGUGUCAAUUGUGGUCCUACCAGCCCACAUUAGUCUUAGGGUCUUAAGGCCUUUCACAUACACUGGACCCAAAGCAGGCAUUAUAUGGCAUUCUCAAAUCAACAAUAUCAAAACAAAUUCCUUCUUGCCUCAAUUCUGUACUGUUUUUUAUUCGUAUUAACUUAUUUUCUCGAACCUAGAUAAAGAACUUCUUUACACUAAAAGGGUUGUUAACAACCCCUGAGGACAGCUUUUGUAAACGUGGAUGAAAUUAAAUGGAAUGGACGAUGGCAACAAACUCAGGUCUCCUUUCCUGACAAUAACCCAACAAAGUGUUUUACUGAGGAAGGCCUUAUCCUAAAUAUCUUAAUAACAACCCUCCCUUGUUAAACAAAAAAAAUAAACAACACUGCAAUGUAUCAUUUCCAGUCAGCUCAUGUGAAAUACUUUUAUGCACCAAGUGAUUUUUUCUUCUUUGGCACUCGAGAGAAACGCAACUAUCCUCUGUCGCCACCUUCUGGUCGUGUCCGGAGUUACCACUGGCUGUUGUCCGGGUAGCUGGGCACUGCAGCGGGGUACUGGGGCAGGCUGGGGCCCUGGGCCGUCUGAGCCACCGUGUUGAAGCCUACUUCUCUCACCGUCGCGUUCUUCCACAUCCCGGUGGACCACUCCUCCUUGGCUCGCCCCAGACUGCCGCCGCCGCCGCGGUACA